Spinacia oleracea (spinach) is the source of this 2869-nucleotide messenger RNA. RefSeq lists its product as uncharacterized. The record is from RefSeq and is a predicted model, not a curated record. Bases 6 to 2801 code for a protein of 931 amino acids. NCBI's taxonomy places the organism in Eukaryota, Viridiplantae, Streptophyta, Magnoliopsida, Caryophyllales, Amaranthaceae. The transcript is spliced from 2 exons.
UCACCAUGGUUUACUUCAAGUAUCACAAUACUCCUGGAGAAGAGACUUUGUCACUCAUGGAAGAUGCUAAUUCGGUCGAUGGAGCGCACUUUCGUUCAUUUCCUCCUGUGAUUGGUCCUUUUGCAAACAUCCAUUCUUCUACGGAGUUCUCGGGCCCGAAAAGCUGGUACAAGGAGAGUCGUGAUGUUAAUGCAUUUGGUGGAAAAACACCUAAUCCUGUCCUUGUCGCUUCACAUCACCGUCCCUGCGAUGAUGCGUGUUCUUUCCAGACAUUAUCUACGCGUUUGUCCCGCAAGGAGACCAAAUGGAGUUCUAGUCCGAAAUUUGGAGUCGAGCCAACAUACAUCCCUCUUUACUGGGAAUGGUUAGAAGAUGUCCUGCACCAUUCCAGACGCACACUCGCUAGCACCCAUAUUCUUGAUGCCGUCUAUGCUUCUAUGUACAUCUACAAAUGUAAUUCUCCUGUCAUGCAGGCUUUUUGUGAAUCCUGGUGUCCUACGACAAAUACCUUGCACACUUCAGUUGGAGAAAUGUCAAUCAGUCUUUGGGAUAUAUACGACCUUGGUGGGCUUCCCGUAACUGGCCUUUUUUAUGACGAGGUCGUCCCUUCUGCCGUUGAAUUGGAAGGCUCCGACGAUGAGCACAGUCUAUACCUCCCUUACAGUUGCAAAUAUUUGUUCAUGGCUUUGCAUUAUCUUUCUGAGAAACACAAGGUGACAACAAUAACGUUCGAGACUUGGUGUGAUUUUUGGUUUCGCGGUGCAUCAAAGUAUUUCUUGGCAUCUGGCAACAAAAAGUCUGUCCUUCCAACACUUAUGAAAGACUUCAGCUCCUUUAAUGGUCCUCGAUCGUGGAGUCAUAAGAUGUACGAAGCCUUUCGCAUCCUACGGAUUCCUGAAGCGCAUCAUCGACAAACAUAUUUGGCUGCCUUUCUCUCAUGUUGGCUUUGUGCCUUUGUUUUGCCGGUGUCAGAUUUGGGUUGCAUCCGUCCUGGAUCUUUCAAACCUGCGUCAUUUCUUGCAAGUGGAAAAGAGACUUCUUUGGCGAUCCCUGUUUUGGCGAGCAUCUACCACGGAUUGAGCAAAAUUUCGAAUUCUCCUACCCCCGGCAAACAUCGCGAGUCCUUCCCUGCACAAUAUGUGUAUGCCUGGACCGCUAAGUAUUUUCGAAGUCAUCACGUCGUCACCUACGAUUUUGUUGGUGCUCCCCUGGUUGGAAUUCAAGGCCUUGACUCUGUCAUAAAGUCUCCAGAUGCUAAAUCGCUAGUUUCUUCGGGUAAGGAUUUCAAUUGGCUUGCUAACUCAAUUUGUGGUAAUUCAGAUGAGAAGCGUGAAGAUGGCAACCAUCAACCAAAGCAAUUCGCAAACUUCUUCAUUAGCAUGCGGUCCUGUUUUCUGACCUUGAGGUUCGACAACAACUACGUGGUUGAGCCAUACAGUCCUCAUCGAUUCGGUCGGCAAUUCGGAUUUCACCAAGAUGUGCCAGGCGAAUUAGUAGUCCAGACACAAAACAUCACCCGAGAGCAUAUGUACUAUCUUUUUCAGUCCAGCAUUCGUCUGCAUACUAGGGCUACUUUUUUGGUCCCUUGCCGCACGUUUAAUGCCCAAUCUCGAGUCACUCCAAGCUUCACAACAUGGUGGAAUUCGGUCGUUUCUUUAAAUGCGGCUUAUGCUUCAAGAACUCCUAGUCUAACAAAUGUCAGGUCUAAGAAGAGAAAGGAGAGAAAGGGCGAUGAUCUUAACACUUCACCAAAAGACAAAGCUGCCAAGACUUCGGCUGCACCUCGCAAAGUUAGAGUCAGAUUGCCUAAAAGUUCCACGAUAUCCUGUCCGCCCAAGGAAACAUCUUCGAAAUGCAGGGACGAGAGUAGAAGACUAGCAAGCAGAGUUGUAAGUAAUGAACCUUCCAAUGACGAAAAUGAACCUUCCGGUGACGAACACGCAGGUGAACCUACAAUUCUGGAUGAUAUUUUCGCUGAAGAUUAUGGCCCUGAGCUAUCGCCUGAAGAGAUAGAGAAUCUUCAAAGCGAUGCGAACAUAGCAGUAGAGCUUACUGCUUGCGAGAAUACAUUUGUCUCCCUUCCUGAACAACAGUUCAUUGAUGAUGUUGUCAUUGAUACUGCGCCAACCACAAGUGUUUCUACUGCUUCGACCGAGUCUCCUUCUUUUAAUGCUCAAGACAUGAUCACUAAGGCGACCAACAGGGCGGACCGAUAUGCUGCAAGCUUGAUGAUUAAUGAAAUAAAGGACAAGUUGAUGAAGACUCCUUUAGCCAAGGUUCAUGAACUAGCGCAGGAGUUUGAACAGGUUUUCUCCUAUGUUCGUGAUAAGAAGAUCGACAUCUCUGCAAUCGAAUCUUUUAUCAAGGGGUAUAUUGGGUGCGGUUCUCAACUCCACCACGUUCGGCUAGGGAAACAGGGAGAUCCCACUCUCAAUGACUUGGAGCAACGAUCUUUGGAGAUAGAGACGAGCGUGCAGACAACUACAAUUGCAGGGAAAGCAGAAGAGGAGCGAAUGCAAGCUCUUCAUAAGGAGAUAGAUCAGAUUCAGCAAGAACAAGCCGAACAUAAAAGGAAGCUCAAUGAUUUAGCAGAACGAGCGGAUAGACUUUUGCCUCUUAUUUCAGAAUCAGAAGAGAAGUUCCAAGGGUACGUCAUACAGAAGAAAGAGCAAGAAAACUCACUCCUCAUCAUGAAGGAGAAUAUUGUUGCUGCGAAAGAGGUGGAGGCAAAGCUAGCGGAAGCUGAGAAACAAUUUGGUGUUGCUCGUGAUGCUUUGCAAGCCUUCAAAUUUGAACCGUAGUUCCGCCUUUCUUGUUACCAUCGUUGCACUUGUUUUCUUUUAAUUCUUUUUUUUUUUUUUUUUUUUUU